Messenger RNA from Colletotrichum truncatum, 1443 nucleotides. Its product is annotated as 1,3-beta-glucanosyltransferase. Lineage: Eukaryota; Fungi; Ascomycota; Sordariomycetes; Glomerellales; Glomerellaceae. The record is from RefSeq and is a predicted model, not a curated record. Gene Ontology annotation, molecular function: 1,3-beta-glucanosyltransferase activity. Gene Ontology annotation, biological process: fungal-type cell wall organization; fungal-type cell wall (1->3)-beta-D-glucan biosynthetic process. Gene Ontology annotation, cellular component: plasma membrane.
AUGCUUGUUCAAGCUACUCUCGUCGCACUGAGUGCGACCUUGGCUGCUGCCGUCAAGCCUCUUACCGUCCAGGGCAACUCUUUCGUUAACCCCAGUGGCGAGAGAUUCCAGAUUGUUGGUGUUGACUACCAGAUUGGUGGCAGCGCUGGUUACGACCCCAAGCACGGCAAGGACCCUCUUAGCGACGGCGAUGUGUGCAUGCGUGAUGCCGCCCUGCUUCAGCGCCUUGGCGCCAACGCCAUUCGCGUCUACAACCUGGACCCUAACCUGAACCACGAUGCUUGCGCCUCCAUUUUCAAUGCCGCUGGCAUGUACAUGAUCAUCGACGUCAACUCUCCCCUCGUCGGCGAGAGUAUCACCAGCUUCGAGCCCUGGACCAGCUACUACGCCGCCUACAUGAACCGCACCUUUGCCGUUGUUGAGGCUUUCAAGAGCUACCCCAACACCCUUGCCUUCUUCUCCGGCAACGAGGUCAUGAACAACGUCGAGACCGCCAAGGAUGUCCCCCCUUACCUGCGCGCCAUCACUCGUGACUUGAAGAACUACAUUUCCAAGCACUCCGACCGUACCAUCCCCGUCGGUUACUCCGCCGCCGACGUCCGCUCAAUUCUCGUCGACUCCUGGAACUACCUGCAGUGCGCCGAGAACGGUGACGAGAAGGACCCCAGCCGUGUCGACCUCUUCGGCCUCAACUCCUACUCGUGGUGCGGUGAUUCUGACUUCAAGAAGUCCACCUACGACCAACUCGUGUCCAGUCUGAAGGACACUUCCGUCCCCGUCUUCUUCUCCGAAUUUGGCUGCAACGAGGUUACCCCUCGUGUCUUCACUGAGAUCCAGUCCAUCUACGGCAGCGACAUGAACGGCCUCUUCUCUGGCGGCCUGGUCUACGAGUACAGCCAGGAGGCGAACAACUACGGCCUCGUCAAGGUCAACUCCGAUAAGUCUGUUCAGCUCUUGGUCGACUACGAGAACCUGGCCGCCCAGUACAAGAAGGUCGACUUCAAGACCCUCCAGGCCACCAAGGCUCCCACCAACGCCCCUAAGCCCCCCAAGUGCGACUCUUCUCUCAUCAAGGAGAAGGGCUUCAACAACAACUUCACCCUGCCCGUUGUUCCUCCCGGUGGCGACGAUCUGAUCAAGAACGGCAUCAAGAACAAGCCUUCUGGCAAGAUCAUCAGCAUCUCCGACUGGAAGGUCAAGUACAAGGUCCUCAGCUCUGACGGCAAGACCGAGCUCACCAACCUUGCCGUCUCCCCUCUUGCCGAUAGCGACACCAACACUCCUGGCACCAACACCGCCGGCUCCACCCAGGCCGCCACUGCCUCCGGCGCUGCCGCUACUGCUUCUUCCUCCAGCAACCCCGACAGCAAGAACGCUGGCGUCGCCCUCCGUCCCGCGUUCAUGGCCAUUGCCGCCCCUCUUCUUGCCCUUCUUUUCUUGUAA